Saccharomyces cerevisiae S288C is the source of this 813-nucleotide messenger RNA. RefSeq names its product Mer1p (gene MER1). The record is from RefSeq and is marked reviewed. Lineage: Eukaryota; Fungi; Ascomycota; Saccharomycetes; Saccharomycetales; Saccharomycetaceae. The transcript has a single exon. The coding region runs from base 1 to 813 and encodes 270 amino acids. Gene Ontology annotation, molecular function: nucleic acid binding; RNA binding; mRNA binding.
AUGAGUAACCAACACAGCCCUCAGCCAUUUUGUUUGGACACCAAAUUGGUGAAACUAUUAGAAGAGCUCCAGGAGGGAAAGCAAUUCAACAAUAAAAACAUAUUCCCGGAAAAAGCAUUAUAUUUGAAGCUCGCUCUUGAUUAUUCUUUCUUCAGAAAGAAUUUACUAGAGUUUUGCGUCCACCUUGACAAGAUAAAAGGAGUCAUUAGACCAAACUAUGACACUAUAUAUAUUUUGUGCCUGUUGGAGGUGGAUCUCCUCAAUCUGGUAUUUACCGACAAUAUAUUGGAAAUAUGUUUGCCCAGGUUUGUUUCAAGGGAGGACUUGAGGGUUUUUAAUAAUACUUUUUACACAUAUCACGAUAACCGCCUACGUAUUCUCCAAGAAGACUUUUCUCAAUUGUUCAAAAAAAUCAAAACUAAGGCUUCUGUACUAUGUUUUACAGUUGAGGAAAUUUUUCUGACAAACCAAGAAAUUUUACCUCAAAACUCAACAGUGGCAGAACUGCAAAAGAGCACUAAUAAAGUACAGACAAAUGGGCCGCAACGGCACGAUUUCAUAGUCACUCUAGAAAUAAAACUGAACAAAACACAAAUCACUUUCCUCAUUGGAGCUAAAGGAACGAGAAUUGAAAGCUUGAGGGAAAAAUCAGGCGCCAGCAUAAAAAUAAUACCUAUUAGUGAUAAAAUGACUGCACAUGAAAGGAACCACCCUGAAUCUGUUCAACAAACAAUACUAAUUUCGGGUGACUUAUACUCAAUUGCAUUAGCCGUCACCAGUAUAGAGUCUGCAUUAAUUACUUUGGAUUUAUAG